AUGGGCCUGUUCGCAAGUUUCCUUGACAUUUUCUGCGAGCACUGCUCAAGCCAGUCAAUCUACACUCUGGCAAGUGUUGGAGCGUUGUCGUUCAUUGCGCUGUCGGUCGUGAUCAAUGUAUUGCGCCAAUUGCUCUUCAAGAAGGCUCAUGAGCCCCCUGUAGUCUUCCACUGGUUCCCCUUUGUUGGAAGCACCAUCAGUUAUGGCAUGGACCCCUACAAGUUCUUCGACCAAGCUCGCGCAAAGUACGGCGACAUCUUCACUUUUGUCCUCCUUGGCAAGAAGACCACUGUCUACCUGGGUACCAAGGGUAAUGAGUUCAUUCUCAAUGGCAAGCUUCGCGAUGUAAACGCCGAGGAGGUCUACUCUCCCCUUACUACUCCCGUUUUCGGUCGCCACGUUGUCUACGAUUGCCCCAAUGCCAAGCUUAUGGAGCAGAAGAAGUUCGUUAAGUUUGGUCUCACCUCUGAGGCGCUUCGCUCUUAUGUCCACUUGAUCACCAACGAGGUCGACGAUUUUGUCAAGAACUCUCCCGCCUUCCAGGAUCCCAAGGGCACCAUCAAUGUGUCCAAGGUUAUCGCCGAAAUCACCAUCUACACUGCCUCUCGCUCGCUCCAAGGAAAGGAAGUCCGGGAUCGCUUCGACUCGACUUUUGCUGAGAUGUACCACGAUCUCGACAAGGGCUUCGCUCCUAUCAACUUCAUGCUUCCAUGGGCUCCUCUCCCCCACAACCGCAAGCGCGAUGCCGCUCAGAAGAAGAUGGCUGAAACAUACAUGGAUAUUAUCAAGGAGCGUCGCGCUGCUGGCGAAAAGAAGGACUCUGAAGAUAUGGUCUGGAACUUGAUGUCUUGCAACUACAAGAACGGCAACCCCAUUCCUGACGAGGAGGUAGCUCACAUGAUGAUUGCCUUGCUCAUGGCCGGCCAGCACUCCUCAUCUUCUACCGCGGCCUGGAUCGUUCUGCGCCUAGCUACUUGCCCUGAGAUUGUGGAAGAGCUCUAUCAGGAACAGCUCAAGGUCCUGGGCUCCGACCUUCCCCCUCUCACUCACGAAGGCCUCAACAAGCUCGACCUGCACUCCAAGGUUAUCAAGGAGACCCUCCGCAUCCACGCUCCCAUCCACUCCAUCAUCCGCGCUGUCAAGAACCCCAUGCCCGUGGAAGGCACUAACUAUGUCAUUCCUACCACUCACAAUGUUCUCUCCUCCCCCGGUGUCACUGCUCGCUCUGCCGAGUUCUUCCCAGAGCCUCUCAAGUGGAACCCCCACCGCUGGGAUCAGGCCGAGGCCCCCAAGGACGAGGAUGAGGAGCAGAUUGACUACGGUUACGGUCUGGUCACCAAGGGUACCAAUAGCCCGUACCUUCCCUUCGGGGCUGGCCGUCAUCGCUGUAUUGGUGAGCAGUUCGCCUACGUGCAGUUGGGCACAAUUUUGGCUGCGCUGGUCAGACACUUCAAGUUCUCCAACCCUAGCAGUGAAACCCCCUUCCCCGACACUGACUACUCGUCCCUGUUCUCCAAGCCUGCUGGUCAAUCCUUUGUCCAGUACGAGAAGCGUGGAGUCAAAGCAUAA
Penicillium soppii is the source of this 1569-nucleotide messenger RNA. Its product is annotated as cytochrome P450. The transcript has 4 exons. Bases 1 to 1569 code for a protein of 522 amino acids. The record is from RefSeq and is a predicted model, not a curated record. NCBI's taxonomy places the organism in Eukaryota, Fungi, Ascomycota, Eurotiomycetes, Eurotiales, Aspergillaceae. Gene Ontology annotation, biological process: ergosterol biosynthetic process. Gene Ontology annotation, molecular function: heme binding; oxidoreductase activity, acting on paired donors, with incorporation or reduction of molecular oxygen; monooxygenase activity.